Molecule: messenger RNA, 2562 nt
Organism: Aspergillus tubingensis
Lineage: Eukaryota; Fungi; Ascomycota; Eurotiomycetes; Eurotiales; Aspergillaceae
Product: Zn(II)2Cys6 transcription factor
Exons: 5
Coding region: 1-2562 (853 amino acids)
Biological process (GO): positive regulation of transcription by RNA polymerase II
Cellular component (GO): nucleus
Molecular function (GO): zinc ion binding; DNA-binding transcription factor activity, RNA polymerase II-specific; transcription cis-regulatory region binding
Source: RefSeq, a predicted model, not a curated record
AUGCCUCGCCCCAGAAGACCCGGCGCGCCAGAGCCGAAACGACGAUCCCGUAAGGGCUGCUGGCCGUGCAAAGCCCGAAAGGUGAAAUGUGGAGAGGAGAAGCCGUCGUGCCUCAACUGCCGACGCCAGAAUGAACCAUGUGACUAUAGCAUCAGGUUGAAUUGGGGCGGGAGGACACGGAGAAAAUCUUCUGUAGACUCCCCCAGCUCUCAGUCCAGUAGUCCGCCGGGCCACUAUGCCACCUUCAGUUUCUCGCCAUCGAACCAAUACCAUCAGGAUGCCCCGAGUCCAGUCCAGCCAUACACACCCUUUUCCAUGCGAGACGGAACGACUGUGCCAGAUCAAGCUGCAGGGGACUUGCUAUGGGAUGUCGGACUUGCAGGGGGAAUGGAAAUAGGAACAUCCACAACCAGUCCUAAAGGAUUACAUGAUAUCCUCCAUGAAUCUCCGACUGCCUUUGGCCAGUUAAAUAAUGAAUCCAACUGUACAAAUGGCAAGACCUCUGUAGACAUGGGGGCUACGUCGCAAGAUCAAGAAGCGACCUCCCCAUGGCCAGAUUUGUCCCCCGAAUUAGCCACAUCCUCGUCGAGCGAGACCCUGCUCGCUUUCUCCCCGCCUGUACCCUCAUCGCUGGACACCAUCUCAUACCCAUCGCCUGCAGAUACGAACUCGACUAUCGGUUCAUUCGCGGCUUUUAACUUUUCCUCUGCCACGAUAUCGAGGCCCAUCUCGUUCCUCCGACAUACAUCGGAUCUCCAUCAUUCCCCGCCCGACUCCAAUCACAUGCCCGAAUCUCGUACCGAGUUUUCUAGCUAUUCCUCGUCUACGGAUGUGAUGAGUAUCUAUGCAGACUUCCAGUCACAUGCAUCAUCUUCUGCUCAGAAUGCGGCAUCGCCAGGGUCGGCAGAAGCAAGUUUGCUUUCGUCAGGAUUGGCUCACGAGGCCCCAGCGCUGCAGGCGGGUCCAGCCGUCCAUACGGAGAACUUCUUCAGCAAGAUCAUGAACGAUCCUCUGCAUCCUGAUAGCCAAUCCGAUGGGGUUUAUUCUCGCACAGGAUACGUCUCCCAUGCUGCUGACAGUGCAGGCCAGAGCCUAUCGGAACUGGAGGAUGUUUCCAUGUCGGAAAAGAGAUGGCAAGCUUAUCUGACCAGGGUCACGGACAAUUACGGGUUGGAUUGCGGGCGCCCGGAUCUCGAUCUCAACAAGAACGACGAUCAUUCCGCCAUUGACAUCAACUACGCUUUGGAUUUGAUUAAUUCGGACAGUCGACCUUCCGCUUCGAACUCGGAAGGUUUGCAUACAGAGAAUGCAAAGUACGAUGGAUCUGACUGCAACAAGCGUAGCUACUAUGCAUCGCCGGUACCAAUCAAUAUACCGCGGUAUCUUUCGCCGUUGCCACCGUCACUCGUGAAGACGCCAAUUAACUUGAUGUAUUUCCACCACUUUCUCAACCAUACCGGUCGCAUGCUGGUUCCUCAUGAUUGCGAAAAUAACCCGUUCAUCUCGGUCUUGCCGACCAUGGCAAUUGGCGACUCUAACCUUCUAAACUUGAUGCUGGCAUAUUCCGCUAGUCAUCGGGCGCGGUAUCUGGGCCAUCCGGAGCCCGCAACCCGGAUUGCACACUGGGUGAGCAAUGUUUUUCCCACUCUGCGCUUGGCGCUUGAGGAUCCCCGUGAGAAGGUGACCGACAGUCAUCUUGCGACUGCCAUCAUGCUUCUUUCUCUGAAAAUCAUAUCUCCCAGCACGUUUGAAGUGCCCAUUCCAUGGCAAAGUCACUUGAAGCUUGCUCGGGAUCUGUAUCUGGCACGACAAGAGCAGAUGUCAUACCCUGGAAAUCGUGUCGGCGCAUUUCUCACGCGCUGGCUGGGAUACAUCGAUCUCAUGGGCGCUCUAUCGUGCCGGGAAAGUGGACCACCACUGUCUGCAUAUCAAUCUGUUCUGGCGGUCUGCUCUGAUGCAGGAACACAUGGCGAAUAUUGUGUUGACUGCUUCAGUGGGUUUACGCCCAAGACUGGCUUGUUUCUAAUGCAGCUGGGAAGAUUGACUCAUGAGUGUGACAACGAGCGUUUCGACGAGAACGGAGUCUUUCUUCCUGACUGGGAACCAUCACCAGGUGUUGCCUUUGAAGCCGAAGCCUUGAUAGCGGAUCUUGGCGCUUUGGAAACCUACGCCUAUGCUGAUGCAGCGCACUUCGGUCCGAGCAAGACCGAUUUUCUAGCCACUGACCGGGCCUUUCGCUAUGCAGGGCUGUUGCACCUUCAUCGUCGGGUGCUAAAUGCGUCGCCCUUUUCAGAGGCGGUUACGGGGGCCGAACAGGAGCUCUUCAAGGCAAUAGGCGAUAUCCGGCAGAGUGCGUCUGCAGAGGUCGGGGUUCUGUUCCCGCUGUUCACUGCAGGCUGUGAAGCUCGAGAUGCCGCGCAACGAGCAGAAAUUCAAGAGCGUUUCGAUUUCCUCGAAAAAACAGGAAUGAAACAGAUGCAAAGCGCUCGUACGCUGAUGCAGCGAUGCUGGUCCGAAGACUUGCCGUGGAUCGCAUUGGCUCAGGGCGAGUUUCUAGGGUAG